Messenger RNA from Saprolegnia parasitica CBS 223.65, 2430 nucleotides. RefSeq lists its product as hypothetical. The record is from RefSeq and is a predicted model, not a curated record. The coding region runs from base 1 to 2430 and encodes 809 amino acids. NCBI's taxonomy places the organism in Eukaryota, Oomycota, Saprolegniomycetes, Saprolegniales, Saprolegniaceae. The transcript is spliced from 15 exons.
AUGUCGAGGGCCGAGCGCGGGCGUUCGAGCCUCACGCCGACGGCGCCGCCGCCCGCCAAGCCCAAGCGAUUGUCCGUCGAGAUUCUUCCGUCAAGCGCGCCAAGCCCGACCCGCCGUCUCAGCGUCAACGCUACUUCGCGCGGGAUGAGUCCGCGGCUCCAGCAGGCGCUCCAGACGCGCCAAAUCGGCGUCAAAGGCACCACGGUGCAACUGAUCAAGCAAAUGGACGCCGAGGAGCGCGCCGUGUCGGCGGUUCGACGCGAAAGCAUCGCCCAAGCCCGCGCGAAGCGCCAAAGCUUGGAGGUGCCACCCGUGGCACCGAUACUACCGCCGACGUCGUCGACGAAGGCGCCACGGAGCCUACAACGAGCGUCGACGCGGCAACUGCGAUCCCUCAAUCGGUGUCAACUGUCCCGGUGGCGCGCCGGCGACAACGUCGUCGUCCACGACGACACCGACUCGUAUCCGGGCACCGUUCUGUUUGCCACCGCGCCGCAAUACUACGCGGUCGUCCUCGACAAUGCCGUGGUGCUCAUCGACGUCGCCGAGGCGCGGCUCGCAGCGCCUCCGUCCGUGGCUCCCGUGGAGCUUCCUGCUCUCAACGUGUCACCCAAAGCGAAAGAAUCCGCCGUCUCCGUGCCCAGCGGGACCUCUCCGCAGCCGUCCGACCAUGGCGACAUCGUCGAGCCCGAGUUGGUGCGAACGACCGCCGCCACCGACUGUGGCGACGCGUCGUCCUGGCGCCAAUCGCGUCAUGUCAGCGCCGUCUCGUCCGCGUCGACGCCGGCAGCGUCACGGCCCGAACUCGGCUCCGUCGAUAUUGCGCUCCUCGUCAAGCAUGCAGAGAGCUACAAGGCGCAACUCCGCCGCUGCAAAGACCACUUGGAAGAUCUCAAGCAAACGCUCCUGCACCACAGCCACGGCGCGUGUGUUCUCGUCUCGACGUUCCCGUCGUACUUUGGUCGGUGCGACGGCGACGCCAACGACGUGUGCUCGGUCCGAGACAUGUGUGGCGUCUUGCAUGAAAACAUCAGCCUCAGUGCGCUACACAUGAUCGAUACGGGCCGUGAGCUCAGCGCGCAGCGGCAAGAACUCGAGAGCGUGCUGGACGUCUACUACGCGGGCGCGCGCGUCCUCAUGAUGGAGGCCAACAGCGCGCCGCAACAUAGCGUGCUGCUGCGACGCACAACGGCGAUCGAAGGCGACGUGCUGCCCUACACUGCCAACGCCAUCGCGCUCACCGACGUACGUCUCCAGAAGCUACUGCCUCUACCUCCCUGGCACGACGACGACGUCGGCGACCAGAAAUAUUGUGUUCAAACCGACACGGCCGAGUUUUCGAUUCACGAGCGGGUGCUGGUCGUGGACGCGACGCUCCCCGGUAUUGUUGUCAAGAUUGCAUCCAGUGCGGUCGUUUGGGUCGAAUUCGACGACGGGGAUAUCGACACGGUCGUGCCGGUGGCCAACCUCCGGAAAUUUGAACAGGCCGGCGAGACGACGAGCUCGCCACAACCGACGACGCUGCGCCAUCGCAACGACGUGUCCAUCGGCGACCAAGUCAUUGUGCGCAAUCCGACGCACAAGAACGACGCCGUCGCGCAGGUGGUCGCAACGGCCAAGGAGACGUGCGACGUUCGGUUUCCCAACGGAAGCUUCGCCACCCACGUGCCUCUGGACCACGUGCGUCCAGUGGGCAUCGAGAAGCCCAUAGCGUUUGCUACGCUCGAUCAUGUCUUGGCGUGGAAUCCUCGCUUCGAGCGCUACUGCUCGGGGCAGGUGUCGGAAGCGUCGCACCCGACGUACACGGUCGUUUUUGACUGCGGCGAGACUGUCACCGGUGUGCCGUACGCAGUGAUGACGACACUCGACGAUGCGUCCGUGCUGCCACGCAACGGCGGAACGAUCACGACCAACUGGGAAAGCGUCCAGGGAUGGGAAGCCCUCGACCAUGCGAUUUACGAGUGCCACGGCAACCUGGCGCUGCACAAAAUGCUCUGCGAGCCAAAAGCGCAGCACUGCAGCCUCGAACCCGGCACCAAAGUCUUCGCCCGGUACCCGCUCACCGCCAAAUACUUUUUGGCCGUUGUCCACAGCGUCGAGAAUGGUUUCGUGGUGGUCGAUUUUGCGUCCAUGCAGCGCAGCCCGUCGCUGCCUCUCAGUCAUUUGCUCUCGAUGGCGGAGCCGGCGCCACGGCACUUUGACACACCGAUGCUUCUGCGCCUCAACUCGACGUCGGCGCAAACGAGCGCCCGCAACCGCAGUAUGGGGCCGACGCUGCCGCCGCAGAAGCUGAAAGCACCGAGCUUUCUUUCCCGCGUUCGCACGCUCUUUUUCGGAAAGCACAAGGUCAAGCGCUCAUCGGCAUCGCGCACGGGCCCCACCAAGACGACGAUCCGCUCCAAACGAAUGUCGGUCGUCUUGCGUCGGUAG